AUGCCCGGUCCUCUCAUAUUCAGCAACCCCUUUGAUUACCACGCCAGACAUUCUCCCGCCCAUACCCCUUGCGUAGAGCGCCCAAACUCUCUCUCCCGUUUCGACUCUCACUCUUGCAAACCCCAUCCAUUGUCACGUCGCCACGGCCCUCACAACCAAGACCUCUGUGAAGCUGACAUCUGGACACUCGAUCACACUGACACCGGCGGGCGCUGGUGUUCCCCGGUCAACGUCCAGUCGGACGAAGCCUACUCUCAGCCGCGACCUCGCAGGAACGCUAUCACCUCUAUCACACUCGAAAGUGACGGGAAGGCGGCGAUGGUGCCCGACGACUUUCACUACGCUCCCGAGAAGCCAUCGCUGUCACGAAAGAAGACCAAUGUAUUCGACUUGAUCAAACCUGUGGAUGACUCGGCAGACAAGCCUUCCCCUUCCGUCGCGAAGACAAAGACAGCCCACAAUCCGCAAGAUCUCUGCGAGAUCACAGUCAACCUCACCCCGACCGUGAACUUCGGCUGCUUUGAACCCUCCCGUUCAGAGUCGACCGAGUCGACCGAGUCUGUCGAUUACGUCACAUACCAGCGUCGGCCAGCACUUGGGCACAUAUUCGAUGCUUGUCCUGGGUACCCUCAAGUCCGGUCACCUGCCGCAGCGACAGGUCUUCCUCAAACUCGGGUGGAAGCUGAGAUAGCGGAAAAUCUGGCAAAACCUGGUGAUAGCGCUGGAGCUCGUAGGAGGCCUGAGUUACAUCGUAGGGUAUCGAGGUUCACAUUCGUGAAGGUGAAGACGUUGUUUGAACGCCGAUAG
Molecule: messenger RNA, 807 nt
Organism: Stereum hirsutum FP-91666 SS1
Lineage: Eukaryota; Fungi; Basidiomycota; Agaricomycetes; Russulales; Stereaceae
Exons: 1
Coding region: 1-807 (268 amino acids)
Source: RefSeq, a predicted model, not a curated record